CCCUUUCUUCCCCUCCUCUUCCUCCUCCUGCUCCCUCUCCUUCCCAUUUCCGUCGCCGCUGCCGCUCUUCUGUCCGGUCUCCGCUUAUCCUCGCGCCCCGCCGCCCGGCUGAUUAGCUGCCCCGUGACCGUAUCACUGAAAGUGCAUUGGGUUGGAUUUAAUCUGAGGUUGCCAAAAAAGCCAGAGACUGUCAAGCUUGGCAGGUCCAGCGGUGCUUGAGAAAAGCUAUGUCUUUUGUUGGGCGGGUAGACCCGUCAACGACAUACGCAGAUAAUAUUUACGUGCAUAAAUUUGGUGCACCAAACUCAAACUUUGCUGCAAGAAGGUUUGGCUCCGAUUCGCAGUUGUUCAGUUAUGGCCCUGAACCAUUCAGUUCUGAGGACUUCGGACAUAUGGGUUUCACUGAAGCACCCUCUGCUGCAUUUCAGAACUCCUUUUACAAUCAGCAAGCUUCACUAGCACCGUACCAUGCAACAGCUGAUGGCCGAUCUCCGGCUGUUGCGGAUAAUCAGUCCAACUCAUGCUCUGAUGCAGCAAAAGACUCACCGGUGUUCUCCAACAUAUCUCAGCAGAACUCCCAGUCUAUAUCAGAUAAUCAUAGUUCUGAACUUGAAGUAGAGUUUGAUGAUGAGAUCAGAAUGAAGCUUUCGGAGCUGGAGCAUGCUUUACUGGAUGAUGAAGAUGACAUAUUGUUCGAAAUUUCCCAGGCGGAUUGCAUUAAUGAUGGUUGGGCUGAUCCCAUGAAGGAUGUCUUGCUUCCCAACUCUCCAAAAGAAUCGGAAUCGAGUAUUAGUUGCGCAGGUAGCAACAACGGAGAAGCACGGACCCCAAAGCAGUUGCUCUUUGACUGUGCUACGGCGUUAUCUGAAUAUAAUGUAGAUGAAGCACAGGCAAUCAUAACGGACCUCCGGCAGAUGGUCUCAAUUCAAGGGGACCCUUCUCACAGGAUUGCAGCUUAUCUCGUAGAGGGCCUUGCUGCAAGAAUAGAAGCUUCAGGGACAGGCAUCUACAAGGCAUUGACAUGCAAGGAUCCUCCAACUCUGUAUCAGCUGUCAGCAAUGCAAAUUCUCUUUGAAAUCUGUCCAUGCUAUCGAUUUGGUUUCAUGGCUGCUAAUUAUGCUAUACUUGAAGCCUGCAAAGGCGAAGAAAGGCUGCAUAUCAUAGACUUUGACAUCAACCAAGGAAGUCAGUACAUUACAUUGAUGCAGUUUAUGAAAAAUGAUACAAACAAACCACGUCAUUUGAGAAUAACUGGUGUGGAUGAUCACGAGACGGUGCAGAGGACUGUUGGAGGUCUGAAGGUCAUUGGGCAACGUCUGGAGAAGCUUGCAGAGGACUGUGGGAUAUCUUUUGAGUUCAAGGCAGUGGCUGCUAACAUCGGGGAUGUUACACCUGCAAUGCUAGAUUGUCGUCCUGGGGAAGCACUAGUUGUGAAUUUUGCGUUCCAGCUGCACCACCUUCCUGAUGAAAGUGUUUCGAUCAUGAACGAGCGGGACCAUCUCCUCCGUAUGGUCAAGGGCCUUGAGCCAAAGCUUGUCACCCUGGUUGAGCAGGAUGCCAAUACUAAUACUGCUCCAUUUCAGACAAGGUUCCGUGAGGCUUAUGACUACUACUCCGCCCUUUUCGAUUCACUGGAUGCAACACUGCCAAGGGAAAGUCCGGACAGAAUGAAUGUGGAGAGGCAAUGCCUUGCACGAGAAAUUGUUAACAUCCUGGCUUGUGAAGGCCCUGAUCGUGUGGAGAGGUACGAAGUUGCUGGGAAAUGGAGGGCGAGAAUGACAAUGGCUGGCUUUGUUCCGCGCCCAUUUAGUAGCAGUGUCAUUGGAGGAAUAAGAUCUCUACUGAGCUCAUACUGCAACAGGUACAAGUUUGAGGAGGACCAUGGGGGUCUUCACUUCGGCUGGGGAGAGAAAACACUCAUCGUCUCCUCCGCGUGGCAAUAGAGCUCGCUGACUUAAGUUGCAUUAGCAUUGCUGUGUUUUAGGAGCUUCUGGUGCAGAGAUUGUAAAAAGGAUGUGAACUGCUGAGUUCUUGACUGAUCUUAUCUAAUUUUAGGAGUCUGCUUCUCAGAAUAAUUGAGUUUGGCUGAUCGCCCGGGUGAACUAUGUUGCACUGUAGCAACUGGUCACACGAUUGUGAUGUAUUCUGGGAUAGAAUCGUGA
Lolium rigidum is the source of this 2162-nucleotide messenger RNA. Its product is annotated as scarecrow-like protein 1. Gene Ontology annotation, molecular function: sequence-specific DNA binding; DNA-binding transcription factor activity. The transcript is spliced from 4 exons. Gene Ontology annotation, cellular component: nucleus. Gene Ontology annotation, biological process: regulation of DNA-templated transcription. Lineage: Eukaryota; Viridiplantae; Streptophyta; Magnoliopsida; Poales; Poaceae. The record is from RefSeq and is a predicted model, not a curated record. Bases 228 to 1943 code for a protein of 571 amino acids.